Messenger RNA from Eucalyptus grandis, 1422 nucleotides. RefSeq names its product omega-hydroxypalmitate O-feruloyl transferase. Lineage: Eukaryota; Viridiplantae; Streptophyta; Magnoliopsida; Myrtales; Myrtaceae. The coding region runs from base 1 to 1422 and encodes 473 amino acids. The record is from RefSeq and is a predicted model, not a curated record. The transcript has 3 exons. Gene Ontology annotation, molecular function: acyltransferase activity, transferring groups other than amino-acyl groups.
AUGGCGGAGGACAAAAGGUGGGAUGAAUCAUUGCACUGCUUUGAACUGAGGUUGAAUGAGGUCAAAAGAAAGAUCGUUGAAAAAGGAAAUGAGAAGCCAACGAACAUCGGAGCUACGCGAGAACUCGUCGUGAAUAUCACGAAUGCGGUCAUCGUUUCUCCGGCGAGGGAAACGUCCGGCGGGCUCUACGCUCUCUCUAACCUCGACCAGACCUACCCUCACAUGAUCGAGAUCGUGUUCGCCUUCAAAGGCGAAGGGAGGGGAAGCUGUUCCACUGCGACCGAGACGAUCAGAGCGUCGCUGGCUGAGGUAUUGGUCGACUUCUAUCCAUUCGCAGGCAGACUUGUCAUGGGCAGUGAUGGGAAGAUGGCAGCGACAUGCACCGGGGAAGGUGUCUUGUUCGUCGAAGCGAUGUCGGACGACGACAUCGGGAUGCUAGGCGAUAUUAGCGUCAUCAAUCCUGGGACACUGCGAAAACUUGUGAAGCAUAGCGACGGAGCCCAAACCAUAGUGGAAGAAUCUUUGCUCACCGUGCAGGUGACGACAUUCAAGUGCGGAGGGAUCACCGUCGGCAUCGUGAUGAAUCAUGUCCUCGUCGAUGGUAAAGCCCUCACGGACUUCCUAACUUGCUGGAGCGAUGUGGCUCGAGGCAGGUCGCCAUCGAUUCUUCCCUUUCUCGAUCGAUCGGUGUUGUGCCCGAGGCGACCUCCACGUGUCGAUCUCCCCCACCAUGAGUAUGCUCCGAUAGAUCGGCCAUCUGAAAGGAUAAUCGACCCCCAAACCAAGCCCCAUGUUUACAGAUCAUUCAACUUCGAACCACACACUCUCAUUCAACUCAAGAAAGUGUCAACAAUCACAACCCACGAUGGCUCUACCAUAGUCCCUACGAGCUUCGAAGUCAUAUCCGCGGUCGUGUGGACCAAAGCUCUCGGAAUGGAUCCUCACGAGGCAACAAAGCUUCUCACAGCGGUCGAUGGUCGGCCCAAGUUCGACCCACCGUUACCAAGCGGCUACUUUGGGAACGGCAUUGCUUGGUCAUGCGCCGAGUGCAGUGCGGGCGAAUUGACCCGCAAGCCCUUCUUGUUCGCUGUCCGGACCGUGCAAGAGGCGCUCCGAUGCGUCACCGAGAGUUACAUACGGUCGGCCAUCGACCACGUCGAGCUGAACAGGGUCGUGGUCGACUACGAGGGUAACACUUGCUGCAUCAGCAAGUGGAGUCGGCUCCCUUUCUACGAGACGGAUUUCGGGUUCGGGAGGCCGUUCCAGGUGGCGCCGACCACGGUCCCCCACAACCUCGUCUUGGUCGCUUCCCAAAGCGGGGAGACCGACAACUUGGUUGUGUCUCUGGGGCUUCCUCGUGAUGCCAUGGAUGUUUUUUCAGAGUUGAUUCAGUCUGAGCUCGCACUGAUGAACAAGUACUAG